Messenger RNA from Rhipicephalus sanguineus (brown dog tick), 1752 nucleotides. RefSeq names its product PHD finger protein 12-like. The record is from RefSeq and is a predicted model, not a curated record. Gene Ontology annotation, molecular function: transcription corepressor activity; protein binding. Gene Ontology annotation, biological process: negative regulation of transcription by RNA polymerase II. Gene Ontology annotation, cellular component: nucleus; Sin3-type complex. Lineage: Eukaryota; Metazoa; Arthropoda; Arachnida; Ixodida; Ixodidae.
ACAUUUGACAACUCCUGUUGGCAACCAGGGUGUCAAUGGCGGCGUCCUUAGAGCGGCGGUAUCAUGGCGCCGAGCGUCGGGUAGACAACGGCAGGAUGGCGACAGUCGAGUACGAUCUCAACACGUCGGGGGGCCUGAUGCCCCAAAUCCAGGCACUGAUCGCUCCCCCGACGAGCGAAGAGCGCAAGCCACCCGUGCGCUGCCACCGUCCUGCGGGCCGCGCCGUCAACCACGACUGCUGCGACAGCUGCAAAGAAGGCGGAGACCUCAUCUGCUGCGACAGAUGCCCUGCGACGUUCCACCUGCAGUGCCAUGACCCUCCGUUGGACGAAGAGAGCCUGCCCUCGGGAGAAUGGAUCUGCCAUCGGUGCACCGUGAUGGCCGCUGGCAGCGGUGACUCGGCCGGCAGCAGCAGUGAAGCAAGCAGUGCACUGCACACGCUUGUCGCAGCUGCCUCGCUGCUCAAUGCGCAGCAGUUUGAGCUCCCAAAUGAGCUGUCCUGCCACAUCGCCCUGCCUGGAAGCAGCAAACGUCCGCGUCCAGUCCGCGGACGGCGGCACGACCUCGAACCACCCGUGCCCUUGCCCUUGCGAGUGUGCUUCACCUGCCGCAGGAGCUGUCGGUGGGCCCCGCUGAUCCAGUGUGACUACUGCCCCCUGCUGUUUCACGCCGACUGCCUCGAGUUCCCGCUGGCCUCUCUGCCCACUGGCCGAUGGAUGUGCCCUAACCAUGCAGAGAACUACUUGGAGGAGAAGCUGCUCAAUUCAGUGAGCCUGACGGAGCGAGUGCGCCUGUGGGACCGGUUUGGAGGAGGCAGCCGGCUGAACCAGGACGCAGUGAAGCUGGCAUUUCUCACGCGUGCCCAUCGGCCGCAUCCACCAUUCCGCUUGAAACGUCAGCGGCCCCGGCUAUAUCGCGCCCACAUCCCGCGUGCUUGUGCGCGAUCACUACCGCCGCCGGCCGCCGCCUCUGUCCCUUCCUCGGCCCCCCAAUCGCAGCAGGACGAGCAGGAGCUGUGGCUGGCUUCCCUGGUGGCUCUGCAAUUGGCCCUGGCUGCACGCACUGCCAAAGGGGGCUCGGCCAUGGAUGUGCGAGAGGAGGAGAAAGGGGCCAGCCCUGAAGACGGCCCCUUUGGAUGGGAAGUGAACCAGCUGGAUGAGAAGCUUGUGCGCCUACUUGCCUGGCAAAGGCUGCAGCAGCUGCUUCCUGUCAAUGGUGUCAAUGUGUCUGGGGUGGUUGCAAGCGAUGUGCAGGCGCGGGCAAUGGUUUGUCCUGUGGGGAGCAAAGGAAGCCCUGUACCGAUGCCCUACCGGACGCUGACACUGGGCUCAGGCGCAGACAUGGAUGUGUGCCUCAGGGACUUCGGCCACUGUGAUUUUGUCUCGGCAAAGCAUGCCUGCAUCUUCUACGAUGAGAUUGGCAAGCACUACGAGCUGCUCAACUACAGUGAGCAUGGCACCACCGUGGACAAUGUGCUCUACUCGUGCGACUUCUCCGACAAGCGGCUGCAAGCAACCUCAACUCCAGCUGCACUGGCUGCCCCUCGACCCGGCAUUAGGAGGACGUGCGGCUGCCGUGUGAAUCCCGUAGGUGCAGCUGGCUGGGAAGGCACGGCGUUAUUACACCACGGCUCCCUCAUCAAGCUGGGCUGUCUCCAGUUUGUCUUCAGCGUCACCAACAACCACCACGUCAAUUAGGCGAUGAUCGCCACCUUGUACAUAACAGCCAUUCAAUAAACUGCAUGCAACAGCA